AUGAGAGGAAGAUCUAUUCAUAAUUAGCAGCCUUUUUAAAUGAGAUCUCCAUAAAGAGCAAUAUCACCAGUUAUACAAAUUGUUCCAUAAGUCCCUUAAACUAUAAAUUUAGAUAUUGUUAUAAAUCUAAAAAUGGAAAAAGUUUUGAUGAGUUUUGAAAUACAAAGAUUAAAUUCUGUUUUAUUAGAUGUAGAAAAAAAGAGAAUAGCAAUGAAAAAUUAGAAGUAUAUUAAAAAUAUGAGAUUUAAGUUAAAAACUGUAAGAAAGAGAGCAGAUUCUGCUACUUGAAAUAUAAAAUCAGAAAUAAUAAAUAAACGAUUUAUAACAAAAAGAAAAAACUAACAGAGAUAAAUAAUAUUAGCUUUAAAGAGUAAAUUUUGCAUUAAUUUUCAGGAUCAGUUAAUGAGCGAUGAAUUAAAAAAAUUGCAAGAAGAAAAUAUAUUAUUAGAAUAAAAACUGUCCUAUUUACUAGAAGUUAAUCAAUAAUAAAGCAAAAAUGAUAAUAUAAUAUUUAAUAAAUCAGGAAGAAUCUAAGGAGUAAAUGAGAAUAUAUUACCUUAAAAUUUACAAAGUGCUUUUGACAAUUUACAGAACAAUAUAAUGUAAUUUAGAAAGGGGAAUAUGUUAUAAAAUAAAUAUGCAAAUGCUUUAACGAUGUUAUCUGAAUUAAUGAAUUCUCAUCAUAAAUUAAUUAAAAAAUAUGAAAAUAAAGAUGAUAACAAUGAAGUUGAAUUACAAUAAAUCUAAAUUUAUUUAACCUCAUUAAAUUAAGAUUUAGAAGCAUUAAAAUAAUAUGAAACACCAAAGGCAGUGAGAAGAAUGUUAAAUAAUUAAAGUCCUACAAAAGGAAGGUCUUUAUCUCCUUCAAUGAGUGCUGGUGAAGUUUUCGCAAAAAUUAUAAGUCACAUUGAGCAUCUCUAAUUAGAUGGCAAUAAUAUUCCAGCUAUUAUAAAAUAAAUUUCUUUAUUAAAUUCUUUAGUUAGAUUGAAGAAUCAAGAUUUAAAACUUAUUGGAACUAAUAAUAAAUUGAGAUCUUCUCCAAUCCGAUAUUCUGCUGAAAGAUUAAAUGCUAGUGUGAGAGUUUUAACCCCAGUCAAAUAUGUUAGUCCAAUAAGGAUUUCUCCAAUUAGAAGUCAUACAUUUCAUACUACUGUUGGUAUUCCUUAAAAAAUUUCAAUUAUUCAACCUAACAAAUAAGAUUCAACUUAAAAUUAAUAAAGGUAAGGAUUUAUUGAAAAAAAGAGAGAUGAUUUAAAAAACAUUUUAAAUAAAGUUAGAUAAGGUCAAGAGAAUACUAAUAGAUUAGAAAAUGAGAAAUAAAUUAAUUAGGAAGAAUAAUUUUGGAAAUAAAAAUAUGAAGAAGAAAUAGAAAAAUAAAAAAGAGGGUUACCAUUAGAAAGUCCAGAAUAUUAAUUGUUGGAAUAAAUUAGAGAGAAUUAAGAAUUAUCUUAAUAAAUUAACUUAAUGAAAAAUGAUUUCCUUUAAUAAGAAUUAUAUAAUGAAUUAGAAUUAAAAAAGAAAUAGACUUAAAAUAAUAAGUUAAUAGAAUCUUAGGGUUAAUAAUAAUAAUAAUAUUAAAAUUUAAAGAAUUAAAUUGAAGAUCUUUUAUAAAAGGAUAUAGAAAAUGAAAAAUCUAAAUAAGAUAUGUUAAUUAAAUUACAAUUAAAUGAUAAAGAAAUAUAAAGAUUAAAAAAUACAAUAAAUUAAUAAUCAUUAAAACCUUAUUAAUAGGAUAAUUUCUAAAUUCAACUUUGUGAGCCUCUUUUAAUUGAAAAAAAUAAGAAGAAAGAAGAAAAUGAAGAUUAAUUAAAAGAGAAAAAUUUAGAACUUCAAGAAAAAGUUAUUGAACUUUAAGAUGAAUUAAAUAAAAUUAAUUCAGAAUCUAACAAAAUAAGAAAAAAUUAUACAUAAUAAGAGAUUGUUGAUCCUGAAAAAGCUAUUAAAAUUAGUUAAUUAGAAUAAGAGAAUUAAAAAUUGAAAGUAUAAUUAAAGGAAAAUGAAUUAUAAAGAAAGGAUGAUCUUAAAGAAUUUUAAGAGAUGAUUGGAAAUGGAAUCACAUAAUAAAAGGUUGUAGAUCUUAUAGCUGAAAAAUAAAAAAUUUAAGAGAACUUUAGAGUUUUAUAGAAUAAGGUCGAUGUUUUGUAAUAAAAUUAAAUUAAAUUAUAAAGUGAAUUAUAGAGUAAGAAUAAAGAGUUAAAAGAAUUAGAAUAAUAUUAGGGCGAAUAAAAUAAACCUUAGAUAUAAGAUUAAAUGUAUUUGAUAGAUUAAAUAAAUAAUUUACAAGCAUAAUUAUUAUAAGCUAAAAAAUAAUAUUAAGAGUUAUUAGAAACUUCAUAAUAAAAUUCAAGUCCAAAUGGAUUGAAAGAGAAAAUAUUAUAAUAAUAAGCUUUAAUUCAUGAAUAAGAAAAUUAAAUUAAUUAUUUAUCUGAUAAAAUUGAAUAGGAAAUUCCUAUUUUAGAAGGACAGUUAGCAGCUGGAAAUUAGAAAUUAUAAAUUGCAGAGAAUAAUAUUAUUAUUUAAGAUAAGAGAUAUAAUGAAUUAUUAAAUAGUAAGUAAAAUCUCUUGAAUCAAGAUUAAUAAAUACUUAAUGAUGAUAUGAAAAAACUUAUUGAGAAAAACUAAGAACUUGAUUUAUAAUUAUAAUAAAAUAAUAGAAGAUAGGAAGUUCAAUAAGAUAUACAAGAAUAAUUGUAAGAAGAAAUAAAUGAAAAAGUUAGAGAAUAUAAUUUGUCUUAGUAAAUACAAUAAAUUCAAUAAGAUUAGAUAAAAGAUUAGUAAUCUAAAAUUAAUAAAAUGAUAGAAAAAGAACAAUAAUUAAUGAAAGAAAUAUAAGAUUUAAAAAUUAAGUUAAAUUAACAAAAUGAUGUAAAUGAUGAUAAUAAAUAAGAAGAUAAUUAAAAUUAAUAAAAUGAAAUUAUAUAAAUUUAAGAUAUUGAUUCUAAUCUUAAAAUUAAAUAGUUAUAAGAAGAAUUAAAUAAAAUGAUUGAUGAGAAUAAGUUGAAAGAAAAUCAAUAUUAAAUACUAGAAAAUUUAAAACCUGAAAAUGAAGAAUUGAGAACAAAACAAACUUAAUUAUAUUAUCAGAUUGUACAAUUAUAAAAUUAAAUUCAUAAUUUAGAAUCUGUUAGACCUUCAAAAUAAUAGGAUAUUGAUUAAAAGUUAACAUUUGAGACUGACCCAGAAAAAACUUUAGCUAUUAGUUAAUUACAAUAACAAAAUUAAUAAUUAAGAAAUUAAUUAUAAGAAGCUAAUAAUCAACGUAAUGAUGAUUUAUAAAAGUUCAAAGAAAUAAUAGAAAAUGGAGCAAAUUAAUAAAAUAUAAUAGAACUCUUUUAAUCCAAAUAAAAUUUAGAAUAACAGUUGAGAAAUCUAUAAAAUUAAUUAGAUAAUGCAUUAUAAGAAUAAAUUAUUAUUUAAGGUUAAUUAGUUUAAAAAAAUAAAUAAUUCUCUGAAUUUUGCUCAAAUUAUAAUGAAGAAGAUUUUAAAAAAUAAUUAGAAGAUUAAAAUUAAAUUAUUUAAGAAUAUCAAGAUAAACUUUUAUAAUCUAAAUAGUAAUAUUAAGAACUUUUGGAUUUAACCUCUUAAAAUUUAACUCCUAAUGGAUAAAAGGAAAAGUUAUUAUAAUAAGCAAAUCAAAUACAUGAGUAAUAAGAGGAAAUAUAAUUGAUGCAUCAUUAAUUGGAUAAUGAAGUUCCAAAAUUGCAAGGAGCUUUAGCUGAAUAUAAAUAAAAACACAACGAUUCAUAAGCAGAAAUACAAUUAUUAAUGGAAAGAUAUCAAAACUUAUUAACUCAAAGAUCCAAAUUACAAUAAUAAGAUUAAAUUAAUGAUUAAAGUUAUUCAACAAAAAAUAAUAAUAAUUUAUAAGAUACAAAUUUAUCUGCAUAAAAAUAUGAUGAUAAAAAUGAUUAAACUAAUAUAUCAGAUUAUCAUGAUGAUUUAAAUAGAAAAAAUAUUUUACAAGAAUAAGAAAUAGCAUUAAUGCUUAAAUAAUAAGAGAAGAUCUAAACUUAAUUAGAGGAUUAAAAAAAAUAAAUUACUUUAAAAGAUUAGGAAAUUUUAAACUUAAAAAACAAAUUUGCUGAAGGAAAUAUUGAGUUUUGGAAAGAAGAGUAUACAAAAUUAGCAACACAGGAAAAUAAUUAAAAUUAAGUUUAAGGUUGUCCAUAAUAAAAUUUGAUUUUUGAUCUCUAACAAAAAAAUUAAAAAUUAAUUAAUUAAAUUACAGAAAUUGAAGAAGAAAGAAAAGAAGAUUUAAAAAAAAUUCAAUAGAUUUUAGAUAAUGAUGGUUCUCAUGAUAAUUAAAUUGUUUAAUUAUUCUCUGAAAAUCAACAACUUUAAUCAUCUAAGAGAUAAAUGUAAAAUUAAAUAGAUGAUCUAUUAUUGUAAUUAAAAGAUAUAAAAGAUCUUUAAGAUAGUAAAAUUGUUUCAAAUUUAGCUAAUUAGAUCUUACAAUUAUAGAAUUAAAAUUAACUAUUAUCUAAAUAAUUAUAACAAUCAAAAGAAUAAUAUAAUUAACUUUAAGAAUAAUCAUUAGCUAAUUUAACUCCUAAUGGUUUAUAAGAAAAGCUUCUGCAAAAUACAUAAAUUAUUCAUUAACAAUAAGAAUAAAUAUUAGUCUUAAAAAAUCAAAUUUAAAAUGAUAUACCCCAGGUUACUCAAUAAUUUUAAGAAGCAGAUUAAAAUUUUAAAAAAGCACUUGAUGAAAGUAAAAAUUGGAAAGAAAAAUAUUUAAAUCUAUUAGAGAUUAAGUAAGAAAUCCCUCAAGUAUAAAUUGAUGAUAAUAUUAUUAAAGAAAUGAAUUUAGAAGAAACUUAAGAAUAUUUAUAAAAAUUAAUAAAGAAUUACUAAAAAGCUAAUGAAUUAGAAUAGCAAGCCUAAAUUAUAAUAAAUGAAUAAAAAAAAUUGAUCAAUUAAUAUGAAAAUUAAAUAGAAAAAUAACAUUAAUAAAAUUUAGAUAUCUUAAAAGAAAAUGCCAUAUUAAGUAAAUUAAUAGAAACAUAAAAUAUUCAAAUAGAAAAAUUAAACAAUUCUAAAUAAGCUUAAUAUUAAGACAUAUCAAAUAGUUGUCCAAAUUAAGAGAAUAUAAUAAAAUAAUUUUUGUAAAUAGAUGAAAAAAUUUAAGUAGAUAGUGUUAAUGAACUUAAAAAUCAAAAUAAUUUAUUACAAAAAUAAUUAAAUAAUUAAUUAGAAGAUCUAAAAUUGACAAAAAUUUAAUACUAAGAAUAGCUGCUCUAAGCUCAAAACUAAAUAAAUGAUUUAUUGAAUAGUUAAGUUCCUAAACCUAUUGAAACAUAAGAGUCCAUUUAAUUUUAAGUUGACCCUUAAAAAGCUUUAUAAUUCAGCUAAUUAAAAUAAUAAAAUUAAUCUUUAAAUUAAUAAAUUGAAGAGUUAGAGUAAACUCGAAAGAAAGAUCUACAAAAGUUCCAAGACAUGAUUGAGAAUGGAAUAAAUGAAAGUUAAAUUUUAAGUUUAAUAAAAGAAAAAUAAUAAUUGUAAUCAGAAUUAAGAUAUUUAUAAAAUAAAUUUGAUAAUCUUUAAUAAGAAUAGUUAAUUUUAUAAAGUUAAUUGACUUAGAAAACAAAAUAAUUAAUUGAUAUUCAUGAUUAAAUUAAAAUAGAAGAAACUAAAUAAGUAUAAAUAUAACUAUAAAAUGAAAAUGAUCUUUUAAAAAAAUAAUUGGAUAAAAUUAAAGAUUAAUAUGAAGAAUUAUUAUAAUUACAAUCUGAAAAUUUAACACCAAAUGGUUUAAAAGAGAAAAUAUUAUAGUAAACCUAAUACAUUCAUGAUUUAGAGGAAUAAAUUUAAAAUUUAUAACAUUAAGUAGAAACUUAAAUUCCUUAACUUUCUGGUGAAAUAAUAGAAUUAAAAUUAAAGUUAAAAAAUGCAAUAUCAGAUGCUCAAUUAUGGAAUAGUAAAUAUAAUGAAAUCAUAUAAAUAUAAUAGGAAAGAUCUGAAGAUUAAAUUGAAAAACUAUAAUUAUAGAUAACUGAAAAGGAUGAAAAAAUUGAGUAAUAAAAAUAAAAAUUCGAUCAAUUAUUUUAAGAAUAGAUUAAUUAAUUAUCUCCAUCUUCAGCAUAAGCCAAACUUCUAAAAGCAUAUUAAUAAAUUAUUGAUUUGGAAGAGUAAUUUUAAACAUCUGAAAAUUUGAAAAAUUAAUAUUAAAGAUAGCUUUUAAAUUCUAAUUAAUCUAAUGAAAUAUUAGAAGAGUUAUAAAAUCUUAAAUAAAAACUUGAAAUGCAAGAGAAAGUUGAUUAAAUUUAAAAUUAAUAGAUUUUGUUUUACAAAGAAUAACUUUCUUAAUAAAAUCAAACAUCUUCUAAUUAAUAAAUAAUAGAUCAACUUGAAAAUGAGAAAUAGAAAUCAAUAUUCUGGAAAUAAUAAUAUACUGAAAUGGUUAAAUAAAAAGAACCUUAAGAAGAUUUAAAUGAUAUUAUAAAAUAAAAAGAAGGUGAAUUAGUUUAAUAAUUUAAAUAACCCCAAGAUUAAAAUGCUUAAAAGUAUAUUAAUGAGAUAGAAGAUUUAAAAAAAUAAAAUAUUUAUCUUUAAUAAUUAAUAAUUAAUAAACAAAGUAAGUUAAAAACUUAAGAAUAAAAAGAAUAAUAGUAUUCUUAUGAUUAAGAUAUAUAAAGUCUUGGAUAAGAAAAUUAAGCUUUGACUAAAUAAGUGGAAGAAUUGAAAAAAAUAAAUUAAGAGUAAUAUUUUAAUUAUAUACUAGUAUUAUUUAAUAAAUGAAUAAAGCUUUAAGUGGGGAUGAUAAGACAUAAUUAAUAUCAGAAUUACUUUAGAAAAAUACCUUUUUAAGUUUAGCUAACUCUAAACUUUUAAUUGAUUUGGAAGCCAAUUAAAAGGAACUAUUUAAAUAGAAUUAGUAAUAAUAACAAUAAGAUAAUAAUAUUGAAAGAACUGAAAUACCUUAUGAUAAAUAAAGAAUUACAGAGUUAUAAAAUUAAAUUGAAUUAUCAGGAUAAUAAAUAGAUUUUUGGAAAUAAAAAUAUUAAUCAGUUUUAAAUGAUUUUAGUUAAUAACAUUCACCUACAAGUUUGUAGAAAUAAUUAGUUGAUUAAAUUUCUUAAAUUCAUCAAUAAGAAGAAGCACUUUUUGUACUAUAAUAGACAACUGAUAAAGUUAAAAUAUAGAAUGAAAAUUAGAUUAGUUAACUUUAAAGAGAAAUUGAGAUUAUGAAAACUUAAAUUGAUUAUUUAUAAAAAAAGUUAGUGGAUGAAUAAAAUAUUUAUUAAUAGUUAUAUCAAUAAAAGGUUUUAUAAUAAUAGUUAAAUGAAAAAUAAAUAAAAUUUUGGAAAGAUAAAUAUGAAGAUAAUUUAAAAAAUAAUCAUGAAAAUUCUGAAAAAGUUUAAGAUAUUUUAAAAUAAGAUGAAGAAGAAAUUAAAAAUUUAAAUGUUGAUAAAGAUUUGACUUAAAUUAAUAUUAAUUUUGAAUUAAUUGAUAGAUUAAGAAUAGAAAAUUAAAAAUCUUAAAAUGAAAUUAAUUUAUAUAAAAAGAGAGUAUUAGAACUUGAAUAAUAACAAUAGAAGAUUGAACCAAGUUAAUAAGAUACAAUAUAAUCAAGAUAAUAUUAAAUUACAUAAAUGGAGAGAGAUUUAUAAAAAGCCAUUUAAAAUUAAGAAUUUUGGUAAUAGAAAUAUAAUGAUGUUGUUUAAUAAAAUAUUAACAAAGAAAUUGGUUAAUAAGGAGAUGUUUAAAAUUCUGCAAGUUAUUGGAGAUAAAAAUAUGAUUAAGCAGAAUAGAGUAGAUAAGAAUUAAUUUAAAAAAUAAUUGAAAAAGAAAAAUAAUUAGAAUAGAAUAUGCAAUCUUUUUAAUCAAUGCUUAAAGAUGAAUUAAAAGAAGAAUUAACAAAAAUUAGAUUCUAAGAAAAAUAGAAAAUACCAGAAUAAUCAACUAAUGAAUCUAAUUUAAUAUAAAAAUUAAAAGAAUAACAUGAAAAUGAAAAAUAAUAAUUAAUAUAAGAAUUUUUAAGAAGAAUUGAUUAAUUAUUAAUUAGUAAUGUAUAAAAAUAUCCAGAAGGUGAAAAUUGGAAAGAACUUAUUCUAAAAUAUGAAAAAUAACGUUAAAAUGAACUUUAUGAAUUGAAAUAAUAAUUAUAGAUUUUAUAAAGAUCAUAAAUACAAACUCAGGAUAUUGAAUUUUAUGCUGAGAGAAGAGUUUAUGAAAAUACAAUAAAUGAACUCAAAAGCAGAAUUUAAUAUGAUGAUUAAUAAGAACUUUUUGAUACAAUAGAAUAUUAAAGAAAAGUAAUUUAAGGUCUAGAAGAUUAGAUAUAAUUCUUAUCAAAUUAAAGAUUGCAUUUAAAUCAGCAUAUCUAAGAAUUAAACUAAGAAAUUGAUAUGCUUAGAGACAAUUUAUAAAAAUACUAACUUCAAUCUGAUAAUAGAAAAAAACAAAGACUUGAAGUAUUGGAUGCAAUAUCAGAGAUGAAAAGAGAAAGAACUAGAGAAAGAGAAUCAUAGAAAUCACCUUUUUAAUCUAUGAGACCUAGUCAAAAUAAAUAAUCUUAGGAUCGAUAUCCUCGUGAUUAUCUUAGGCCAUCAAAUAUAUCCUAAUCGUUUUCAUAAUUUAAGGAACAUAAUUCUCCAAUUUAAAGAAUUCCUUAUCCAUCAAUUUAAUUUAUAUCCUAAUAAUAAGAGAAUAGAGAUAUACCCUCAAAAUUACAAGAGUUGGAAGAAGUUAAGAAUAAAUACUAAACAGCAUUAAAUAAUAUACUAAAAUUAGAGACUUAAGUUGUUGAAAAGUUAUAGUAAGAUGAUAUAAUUAUUCAAUGA
Paramecium pentaurelia is the source of this 8780-nucleotide messenger RNA. The record is from the annotation of a GenBank genome assembly. NCBI's taxonomy places the organism in Eukaryota, Ciliophora, Oligohymenophorea, Peniculida, Parameciidae.